AAGAUCGGCAAAGUUAGUUAGUCUGCAAUCGCCGGGACUCGCAGUCGCAGUGGCAGUCGAGUCGUCGGAUCGCGUUUUCAAACAACAAACUUAGAAGAGCUGAAAUUGUAGCGAUCCGAAAAUCCGAACGAUUAAAAUCGAAUAAUAAAGCGGAACAACACGUUCGCUGUUUUUUUUGUGUCCCAUUAUUUGUAUUUCUAUUUGUACGCUAUCAGUUUGCUUUUUCGGCUGAUAAUCGCGAGGUGCGUGUGUGAAAUUUUUGUACAAACAGGGAAAAAAAUAAAGCUCCAGUUUUCGAUCGCUAUUUGGUGGCGAUAAGGUGAUGGCCGAAAAGCAUGAGUACAUAGAAUUACCUUGGACCAUGAACUCCUCCAGCGGCGAUGACGAGGCGCCAAAGGAUCCGCGCACUGGCGGCGAGGAUUUUACGCAACAAUUUACAGAAAACGAUUUCGAGGGACAUCGGGCCCACACCGUUUAUGUGGGCGUCCAUGUGCCCGGAGGACGACGCCACUCGCAGCGCCGGCGCAAGCACCACCACAGUGGCCCAGGAGGGGGCGGCGGUGGCGUAGGUGGAGGUGGAGGUGGUGGUGGAGGCGGCUCCAUCGGCGGAUCCGGAAGUGUGGGCGGUGGUGCGGGCAAGGACAACGUCAGCGAGAAGCAACAGGAAGUGGAGCGACCAGUAACUCCGCCGGCGCAGCGAGUUCAGUUCAUACUCGGCGAGGAUGUGGACGACGGCACACAUGUAUCGCAUCCGCUGUUCUCGGAAAUGGGGAUGCUGGUGAAGGAGGGCGACGAGAUCGAGUGGAAGGAGACAGCGCGCUGGAUCAAAUUUGAGGAGGAUGUGGAGGAGGGUGGCAAUCGAUGGUCGAAGCCCCACGUGGCCACCCUCUCCCUGCACUCGCUGUUCGAGCUGCGUCGCCUGCUGGUCAAUGGCAGCGUGAUGCUGGACAUGGAGGCCCAGAAUCUGGAGGUGAUGGCCGAUCUGGUCUGCGAUCACAUGGUCAGUGCGGGCACCCUGCCGUCCGGGGUCAAGGACAAGGUCAAGGACGCGCUCCUGCGACGCCAUCGGCAUCAGCACGAGUAUGCCAAGAAGACGCGACUGCCCAUUAUUCGAUCCCUGGCCGAUAUGCGCAAUCACUCGUCGUCAAAAAACCUGGGCAAGAGCACUCCACUGCACUCACUGCAUGGCUCGGCAGCUGGCCUGGAUCUGACCGGAACCAGACCGGACACCCAGACACCCCUCUAUGUGUCGAGUAAGGACCAGCGUGGUUGCUAUCUCGCUGUUCCCACAGAGGACAUGGUCAAGAGUCCCAGCAACCAGUCGAUGGCCAGGCCGGGAAGCGGCACGGAGCUCAGCGAGCAGCAGCACAAGGGCAACACCCACUUCAUGAGGAAGAUCCCGCCGGGCGCGGAGGCCAGCAACAUCCUCGUGGGCGAGGUGGACUUCCUGGAGCGCACCCUCUCCUGCUUCAUCCGCCUGAGCCAGGCGGUGGUCCUGGGCGAUCUCACCGAGGUGCCAGUGCCCACAAGAUUCGUCUUCAUCCUGCUCGGCCCGCCUGGCAGUCAGAGCAACUUCCACGAGAUCGGCCGGGCAAUGGCCACCCUGAUGUCCGACGAGAUCUUCCACGAGGUGGCCUACCGAGCCCGCAAGCGGGACCAUCUGCUGUCGGGAGUGGAUGAGUUCCUCGAUGCGGUGACCGUACUGCCGCCAGGAGAAUGGGAUCCCACCAUACGAAUUGAGCCACCAGCGGCGAUUCCCUCGCAGGAAGUGCGAAAGCGUCCACCAGAGUUGCCCAAGGAGGAGGUGGACGAGGAGGAGGAGGAGGCGCGUCUACGCGAGGAGAACGGACUAUCUAGGACGGGUAGGCUCUUCGGAGGAUUGAUCAACGACAUCAAGAGGAAGGCGCCGUGGUACAUUAGCGAUUACAAGGACGCCCUGUCCAUGCAGUGCGUGGCAUCGUGGAUCUUCCUGUACUUCGCCUGCCUGUCGCCGAUCAUCACCUUCGGCGGUCUCCUGGCGGAGGCCACUGGCAAGCACAUGGCUGCGAUGGAGUCCCUGGUCUCUGGGUUCGUUUGUGGCAUGGGCUAUGGCUUCUUUUCGGGUCAGCCGCUGACAAUUCUCGGGUCCACCGGUCCAGUCCUGGUCUUUGAGUCAAUUAUCUACGAGUUCUGUCUGAGUAUGGGCUGGGAAUAUAUGACUUUCCGGUUCUGGAUCGGCAUGUGGGUCGCCGGCAUUUGCAUCGUCCUGACCGCGAUUGAUGCCAGUGCCCUCGUCUGCUACAUCACCCGCUUCACCGAGGAGAACUUCGCCACCCUGAUCGCGUUCAUCUUCAUCUACAAGGCCAUCGAGAACGUGGCUAUCAUCGGCAAGAACUUCCCGGUCAAUCAGGGUGUAUACAACUGCGUCUGUACACCGCCAAUCGGGAGCAAUGCCAGUGCGAUCGAUUACGCCAUGUACAAUUGGGAUUCUUGUGAGUCGUACAAUGGCACCUUGGUUGGUGGAGGCUGCGGAUCCCCGCCCACCGAAAACGUUUUCCUCAUGUCGGUGGUCCUCUGCGCCGGCACCUUCCUCAUCUCCACCGUGCUGAAGGAGUUCAAGAACGCCCUAUUCUUCCCCUCGAUCGUCCGUCAGUACAUCAGCGAUUUCUCCGUGCUUAUCGCCAUCUUCGCCAUGACCUUCUUCGACUAUUCGCUGGGUGUGCCCACCCAGAAACUGGAGGUGCCCAACGAGCUGAAGCCCACGCUGAGCACCAGGGGCUGGCUUAUCCCGCCGUUCUCCGAGAAGAACCCCUGGUGGUCGCCGAUCAUUGCCGUAUUCCCCGCCCUGCUCGGAACGAUUCUGAUCUUCAUGGACCAACAGAUCACGGCCGUCAUCGUGAACCGCAAGGAGAACAAACUGAAGAAGGGCUGUGGCUACCAUCUGGAUCUGUUCAUCCUCUCCGUUCUGAUUGCCAUUUGCAGCAUGAUGGGUCUGCCCUGGUUCGUCGCCGCCACCGUGCUGAGCAUCAACCACGUGAACUCGCUGAAACUGGAGUCGGAGUGCUCGGCCCCUGGUGAGAAGCCACAGUUCCUGGGAGUGCGCGAGCAGCGGGUGACCCACAUCCUGAUCUUCCUGACCAUCGGUGUCUCCGUGCUGCUGACCCCGCUGCUCGGCAACAUUCCCAUGCCGGUCCUGUUCGGCGUCUUUCUGUAUAUGGGCGUGGCCUCACUCAAGGGCUUACAGUUCUUCGAUCGCAUCCUGAUCAUGUUUAUGCCGGCCAAGUACCAGCCAGACUACAUGUUCCUGCGCCAGGUGCCCAUUAAACGCGUCCACCUGUUCACCAUGAUUCAGCUGGCCUGCCUCAUAAUUCUCUGGCUGAUCAAGUCCUUCUCGCAGACCUCCAUUCUGUUUCCCCUGAUGCUGGUGGUGAUGAUAGGCAUACGAAAGGCACUGGACCUGGUGUUCACCCGGCGCGAGCUGAAGAUCCUGGACGACAUAAUGCCGGAGAUGACGAAGCGGGCGGCGGCAGAUGAUCUGCAUAAACUGGACGCUGAGGUGGGCUUAUUGGCGCGCAUUUUCCCGUGGGGAAAAGGCAGCCGGGGCAGGGUGGUGACCAAGCCGCCGGGCCUCGAUGAUGGAAUCGUUGGGUCUGGUGGUGCCGUUGGCACUGGACUCAUCAGUUGCACCACCUCAAAUGCAAAUGAGAAGGAGUUCGAGGCACAGAGCAGUCUGCUCAAGAAGUAGAUGGCACUGAACACCUUCCAAGCACACACCUAGCCACGCCCACCAACCAUAACCACAACCACACACACCAACACCAACACAACACACCCACACCAGCCCCACAGUGAAAGCAAAAAAGAAAAGAAAGCGAGAAAAUCCCACGGACCAGUGCUGCCAUUUCAUUUGCGUUUGCAGUGCUGCCCAGUCCAUGGCCGAAAUCCAACGAUAAACUGAAUUAUUUAUAUUUAUAGAUUUUUGGAUUAAUUUGCAUUUUGUCGGCCUUGAUACAUUUUAUUGAACUAGUUAUCUAUCCAUACGUAUGCAUUAUUCCCUGUUAUAUACGUUUUUAUCAUGUCUUUAACAGUAUUUUGUAAAUGUUUUUCCCCCUUACCCAUUUUAAGUUAAUAAUAUAGCAUGCAGCUACUUUGCAUUUUGUUUUUAUAUGUACGAUAUUUUUUGAUAAACAUGAUUUAACCUCUUUUUGAUUCAAUGCUACAAAAAAUAGUCGCUUUUAAACCACCUGUAAAUGCCAAAACUACAAAAACAAAAAAAAAACAAAAAAAUUAUGUGGUUACUCGUAGUGCAAAAUGUGUUAUCUAUCCGAACCUACUCUAAAAAGUACUCUUAUACUAUAUAUACACAAAUAUGAUAUUUAUAAAUGUAAAUGAAACUCUAGCCUAAGUCAUAAUUAGUCAAUCGUUUACACCGUACAACAAGUACCUAAAUGUAUUAAAUGGAACCUGUUAUGUUAUUUUAUAGUCAUCGGGUCGAGAGUUCCAGUAACUAACCUUGGGAACAUGAGUCCACGCGUAAUUGUAGCGAAAAUUGAUGUUAAAAUCCAAAAUCCAAAAUCAACACACAAAAACACUAAACCUAUGAAAAUAAAACAAAAAUUUGGCAUAAA
Messenger RNA from Drosophila teissieri, 4607 nucleotides. It is a transcript of the gene Ndae1, whose product is annotated as sodium bicarbonate cotransporter 3. Gene Ontology annotation, molecular function: sodium:bicarbonate symporter activity; solute:inorganic anion antiporter activity; monoatomic anion transmembrane transporter activity. Gene Ontology annotation, biological process: transmembrane transport; regulation of intracellular pH; monoatomic anion transport. Gene Ontology annotation, cellular component: plasma membrane. The record is from RefSeq and is a predicted model, not a curated record. Bases 323 to 3724 code for a protein of 1133 amino acids. NCBI's taxonomy places the organism in Eukaryota, Metazoa, Arthropoda, Insecta, Diptera, Drosophilidae. The transcript is spliced from 10 exons.